ACCAUCACCACCUCCAUCCGCUUCAUUCCCGACCUUUCCGCUCACCAUUCAUCACAGGAACAACACCACACUCAUCCAACACAACCGCAAUCAUGGUCGUCAACGUCGGGAUCAACGGUUUUGGCCGCAUUGGACGCAUUGUCUUCCGCAAUGCCGUCGAGCACGGCGAUGUCCACGUCGUCGCUGUCAACGACCCGUUCAUUGAGCCACACUACGCCGCCUACAUGCUGAAGUACGACUCCACCCACGGAGUGUUCAAGGGCACCAUUGAGGUCGACGGUGACAAGGGCCUGAUCGUCAACGGCAAGAACGUUCGCUUCCACACCGAGAAGGACCCAGCAAACAUCCCAUGGAAGGAGUCCGGCGCCGACUACAUCGUCGAGUCCACCGGUGUCUUCACCACCACCGAAAAGGCCUCCGCCCACUUGAAGGGUGGCGCGAAGAAGGUCGUCAUCUCCGCCCCAUCCGCCGAUGCUCCCAUGUUCGUCAUGGGCGUGAACAACAAGACCUACACCUCCGACAUUCCCGUCAUCUCCAACGCCUCUUGCACCACCAACUGCUUGGCUCCUCUCGCCAAGGUCAUCCACGAGAAGUUCACCAUGAUCGAGGGUCUCAUGACCACCAUCCACUCCUACACCGCCACCCAGAAGACCGUCGAUGGUCCCUCCGGCAAGGACUGGCGUGGAGGCCGUACUGCGGCCCAGAACAUCAUCCCAUCCUCCACUGGUGCCGCCAAGGCUGUCGGCAAGGUCAUUCCAGACCUCAACGGAAAGCUCACCGGCAUGUCCAUGCGUGUGCCAACCGCCAAUGUUUCCGUCGUUGACUUGACCUGCCGCAUCGAGAAGGGCGCUACCUACGAGGAGAUCACCGCUGCUCUCAAGGAGGCCUCCGAGGGCGAGCUCAAGGGAAUCCUCGCCUACACCGAGGACGACAUUGUCUCCAGCGACUUGAACGGCAACCCUCACUCUUCCAUCGUCGAUGGCAAGGCCGGCAUCUCGCUCAACAAGAACUUCGUCAAGCUCGUCUCCUGGUACGACAACGAGUGGGGUUACUCUCGCCGUGUCAUCGACCUCUUGGCCUACAUCGCCAAGGUUGACGGCAACGCUUAAGCGAAUCGAUCCAAUAUAUUUGAGUCUGGUCCGGAAAAGCAAAUAUUGGGGGAGUCGAAAAGGACAGCAAGCGAGCGUUGAGUUCAGAUACAAUGUCUUCGGUCAGAAGCGAAUGCGAGUUUGCAUCGGAUCAAGCAUGGACAAGCGUAGCUAGCGGCUAGAAAAUCACCACUGAAUAUGAUGCAUGAUGAAUAAAGAAUCGAUCUCGCA
Molecule: messenger RNA, 1319 nt
Organism: Zymoseptoria tritici IPO323
Lineage: Eukaryota; Fungi; Ascomycota; Dothideomycetes; Mycosphaerellales; Mycosphaerellaceae
Gene: GAPDH
Product: glyceraldehyde-3-phosphate dehydrogenase
Exons: 5
Coding region: 93-1109 (338 amino acids)
Biological process (GO): glucose metabolic process
Molecular function (GO): oxidoreductase activity, acting on the aldehyde or oxo group of donors, NAD or NADP as acceptor; NADP binding; NAD binding
Source: RefSeq, a predicted model, not a curated record